CAGGCAGUGACGCGGGCAGCCCGCGGGUCUUUCGAGUCAAUGCGGAAGCGGCCAGAGGUGUAGGAGCAGGAAAACCAAAACGAUUGUAGUAGGAUUGUAGUAAACCAAUAUUUACUCUUAGUUUUUUAAUCCCACACAGCCACUAAACAUUCAUUUAAAUCAUCAUGAUUUUGUUGGAAAUCAACAAUCGGAUCAUAGAGGAGACUCUCACCCUGAAAUUCGACAGCGCGAGCAACGGGAACAAGCCUGAAGCAGUAGAAGUUACGUUUGCAGACUUUGAUGGUGUGCUUUACCACAUCUCCAACCCCAAUGGAGACAAAACUAAAGUAAUGGUCAGCAUCUCUCUCAAGUUCUUCAAGGAGCUUCAGGAGCACGGCGCCGAUGAGUUGCUGAAGCGUGUUUAUGGAAAUUUCCUUGUGGCACCAGAAGACGGGUACAAUAUUUCACUGCUCUUUGACCUGGAGGCUCUUCCACCCCACAAAGAGGAGUUGAUCCACCAGGCAGGCAUCCUCAAGAGAAACUGCUUCGCUUCCGUCUUUGAGAAGUACUUUAAGUUCCAGGAGGAGGGUCGUGACGGAGAGAAAAGGGCUGUUGUCCAUUACAGGGAUGACGAGUCUAUGUAUAUCGAGUCUAAGAAAGACAGAGUAACUGUUGUGUUCAGCACAGUGUUCAAGGAUGACGAUGACGUCAUCAUCGGGAAAGUGUUCAUGCAGGAGUUUAAGGAGGGCAGGAGGGCCAGUCACACGGCUCCUCAGGUGCUGUUCAGUCACAGAGAACCUCCUCUGGAGCUGAAGGACACUGACGCCGCAGUGGGAGACAACAUCGGCUACAUCACUUUUGUGCUGUUUCCUCGACACACCAACGCCAACACCAGAGACAACACCAUCAACCUCAUCCACACCUUCCGGGACUAUCUGCACUACCACAUAAAGUGCUCCAAGGCUUACAUCCACACUCGUAUGAGGGCCAAGACCUCGGACUUCCUCAAGGUACUCAACCGUGCUCGCCCCGACGCUGAGAAGAAAGAGAUGAAAACUAUGUCGUAAGUGCUGUUUCACAAUCAUUAGU
Sinocyclocheilus anshuiensis is the source of this 1068-nucleotide messenger RNA. It is a transcript of the gene arpc2, whose product is annotated as actin related protein 2/3 complex, subunit 2. Bases 165 to 1046 code for a protein of 293 amino acids. Gene Ontology annotation, cellular component: Arp2/3 protein complex; actin cytoskeleton. Gene Ontology annotation, molecular function: actin filament binding; structural constituent of cytoskeleton. NCBI's taxonomy places the organism in Eukaryota, Metazoa, Chordata, Actinopteri, Cypriniformes, Cyprinidae. Gene Ontology annotation, biological process: actin filament polymerization; Arp2/3 complex-mediated actin nucleation. The record is from RefSeq and is a predicted model, not a curated record. The transcript is spliced from 9 exons.